Chlorella variabilis is the source of this 5085-nucleotide messenger RNA. RefSeq lists its product as hypothetical. The record is from RefSeq and is a predicted model, not a curated record. Gene Ontology annotation, molecular function: hydrolase activity. NCBI's taxonomy places the organism in Eukaryota, Viridiplantae, Chlorophyta, Trebouxiophyceae, Chlorellales, Chlorellaceae. Bases 1 to 5085 code for a protein of 1694 amino acids. The transcript has 19 exons.
AUGCACCGCCCCAUCCCGCCCUGUCCAGACAGCAGCAGCGGCUUCAAGGGCGCGGAGCCGCCCAUGUUGCUCAGAGCUCUGCGAUGGCGGCGACCAGCGCCCUCGGCCCUGCAGCUGCCCGGGAGGCGGCGGGCGGCGCACAGCAGCAACGGCCAGCGCCCGCACGGCUCCGCCGUGACCUCUGCCAAAGCCAAGGAGCGCGACAGCGCUGCCGAUGGUCCCCAGGCAGCAACAAACGGCGCGGCGUCCGAGGCAGCCGCGGCGCCCGCCGUCGACCUGCAGCUGCACGCGCCGCGGGGCGAGCUGUGGCAGGGCGCCGCGGCGGCGGCGGCGCUGCCGCGCCAGUGGCUGGCCUUCAGCGACCUGCACGUGUCCCACAAGACCCUGGCCACCUGCCUGCAAGUGCUGGAGCGGGUGCACGAGGAGGCCAGCAGGCGCGGCGCCGGCAUCCUGUUCCUGGGCGACUUCUGGCACAUGCGAGGCACGCUGCCUGUGGAGCCGCUGAACCAGGUGGUGCGCCAGCUGGCGGCCUGGCAGCAGCCCACCCUCAUGCUGCCAGGCAACCACGACCAGGUGUCGCUGGGUGGGGAGGUGCAUGCCCUGACGCCCCUGGCCGCAGCCAACCCCGUCAUCCACGCCUUUGACGGCCCCGCCCUGUUCCUGGAUGCCCUGUGGCUGCCCUUCCGUCGCAACCGAGGCGAGCUGGAGGCGGCACUGGCGGCGGCCUCCUCCCAGUCAGCAGCCCACGCUGGGUCAGCAGCUGAGUCAAUGGCUGCGUCGGCAGCGACGCAUGCAGCCAGUGGCGUCGAUGGCGGCGCCAGUGGCGGCGCCGGCGGCCCCCUCCUGCAGGCCGUGUUUGCCCACACCGACAUUGUGGGGGCGCUGAUGAAUGAGGCCUACCAGGCACACGACGGGCUGCCGCCAGACCUCUUCCCGGUCAACAUACCCACAUACACCGGGCACUACCACAAGCCACACACGGUGGCAGGCAGCCGCAUCACGUACGUCGGCUCUCCCUACCAAGUGACUCGGGCGGAGGCGGGGCAGCAGAAGCGGCUGCUGCUGCUGGACCGAGAUGCCGGCUGGGAAGUCGCCGAGCAGGUGGACCUGGACCUGGGACCGCGGUAUUUUGCUGCCGCUGCGGUACCCGCCCCGCCACAGGCCGAGCCUGCAGCGGCUGCGGCGGAUGCUGCCGUGGCAGAGGGCGCCGAGGCCGCACAAGCCACAGAGGCCGCCAGCCUGGAUGCUGUCACAGCAGGGGAGGAGAGCGCGGCGGAGGCUGCGGCGGCGGCAGAGGCGGCGGCAGCGUUCGAGCUGCAGCUGCCAGACGGCCUGCGGCGCGGCGACCGCCUGCUGCUGACGCUGCCGGCAGCCGCCGCCAAGGAGCACCAGAAGCGGCUGCGGAAGCUGGAAAAGCAAGGGGUGGAGGUGGAGGUGCUCACGCCGCCCGAGGCGGCGGCGGCGCCGCGCAUCGGCGCUGCCGAGGGCAUGGGCCCGCUGCAGCUGUGGGAGCGUUACUGCGGCUGGAAGCGCCUGCCGGAGGCGGCGGCGUCGGCCGGAGCCGGGCUGCUGCGCUCCCUGCUGGGUGGCGCGGCCGGCGGCGGCGGCGCGCCGCUGGAGGCGCCGCACACCAGCCUGGAGUUUCAGGCGGUGGAGGUGGAGGGUUACUUUAGCUUCCGGGAACCUGUGCGGUACCGGCUGGGGGACCGAGGGCUGGUGGUGGUGACGGGGCAGGUGCAGGGCAGCGCCGAGGCGGGGCUGGAGUCUAACGGCGCCGGCAAGACGGCGCUGAUGAUGGCGCCGCUGUGGGCGCUCACGGGCGGCGUCGACGCGCGGGCAGAGGGCUCUGCCGCCACGGGCGGCCGCGCCGUGCUGGCAGACGUUGUGAACGAGGACAGCCGGCGGGCGCGGGUGCGGGUGGAGGGGUCGGCCAACGGCGCGCCCUUUGUCGUGGAGCGUACCGCCAGCCGCAAGAGCUCCUCGGUGACCUUUGAGCUGGAUGGGCAGGACAUGACCACACAGGAGAACCGACUCACCCAGGAGCGCAUCGACGAGGUGCUGGGGGCGGAGCUGCUGGGGCGCGUGGUGUUCUACGGGCAGAGCGACAUCACCGCGCUGCUGGAGGCAAGGAGCCGGGCCGCGGGUGCUGCUCCUGCCAGCGACCGCGCCUUCAAGCAGGAGCUGAGCAAGCUGGUGGACCUGGAUGUAUGGGCAGCUGCUAAGGAAGCCAGCCGUGGGGAGCUGAGCGGAAGGCGCGACGCGCUGCGGGAUGCCAGCGCCACGCUGCGCGAGCGGCAGCAGCAGGCGGGCUCGCUGCGGCAGCAGCUGGAGGCGGCCCAGGCGGCGGCGGCGCAGUGGGAGGCGCAGGCGGCGGAGACGGCGGUGGGGCUGCUGCAGGAGGCGGCUGGGCUGCUGGGCCGGCUGCAGGGGCAGCAGCAGGCGCUGGCGGCCGCGGUGGCUGGCAGCCAGCGCCAGGCUGCAGGCCUGGCCUCCCAGCUGGCACAGCUUGAGCCUCAGGUGCAGGAGCUGGAGCAGCAGCGGCAGGCGGUGCUGGAGCAGCAGCAGCAGCAGGGCGCCGCGGGCGGCGCCGUCGGCGCGUCCGAGGUGGCGGCGGCAGAGGCGCGGCUGGCUGACGCGCAGCAGCAGCAGGCGGCGCUGCAAGAGGAGCAGCAGCGGCGGCAGUACGAGCUGGGCGGCGCCUCGGCGGCGGCAGCCGAUGCCGCGCGGCAGGUAGCGGAGGCGCAUGCGGCGGUGGCGGCCGCCUCCUCUGAGCUGACGGCCUUCCUGCGGCGCCACCCUGGCGCCGCCGCCGCCAGCUCAGCGGCAGCCGCUGAGCUGGAGGCGCUCCUGGAGCAGCAGCGGCUGCAGCAGCAGGAGGUGCAGCAGGCGGAGCGUGCAUUGGCGGCGGCGGCGGUGGAAGCUGCCGGGGAGCGGUCCCGCGCGGGCGCCAAGCGGGAGGCCGCCGAGCACGUGCAGGUAGAGGCGGUGGCGGCGGCUGCUGCUGCUGACGAGGCGAGAGGCGAUCUGGGGGAGGAGGCGGGCUCUGCGGCAGCAGGGAGCCCGAGCCUGGCGCAAGUGAAGAAGCAGCAGCGCAGCCUGCAGCGGCGGCUGUCUGCUGCGCAGCAGCGGCUGGGCGCGGCACACGGACUGGUCCAUGAGCGGCGGCAGCAGCUGAGUGAGUACCUCCAACUGGCCCACAGCCCCAGCGCCAGCCCCGGCGGCGCCAGCAGCAGCAGCAAUGGUGGCAGCGCCAAUGGAAGCUUUUGCAGCAGCAGCGGCAAUGGAAGCGGCGGCAGCAGCAGCAGCAGCGGCGGCGGCAACGGCAGUGGCAGGGAGGCGCAGGCCGGCGGCGUGGCUGUCGCCAGCCACAACGGCGGCGAGGGCCUGGGAGAGAAGCAGCAGCACAGCCAGGGCUUGCCUGGGGAGGGCAGCGGGGCGGUGUGCGACAGGUGCCUGCAGCCCAUUAGCCAACAGCUCUUUGAAAGCAACGUGGCACGCCUAGAGGCGGCGGCGGCGGCAUCAGCGCGCACCGCCGACAAGGCGGAGUGGAAGGUGGCAGAGCUGCAGCAGGCGGGCGAGGAGCUUGAGGCUGCUGCCGCGCUGGCAGAGGCCAGGGAGGGGCAGGUGGCGGCGCUGCUUGCGGCUGAGGAGGCCGCUGCCGCCCGGGCAGCCGCAGCCGCGGCAGCUGCCGAGGAAGCACUGGUGGCCGGUGACGUGCUGGCUGACUGCGAGGCAGCUGUGGCGGAGGCAGAAGCGGAGCUGGGGAGGCAGAUGGCAGCUGCCCAGAAGCUGGUGGCCGCCAUCGAGGCAGCCGGUACCGCCGCUGAGCUGGAAGAGCAGCGCCAGCAGCUGCUGCAGAGCGCCGCGGGUGCGGCUGGCAUCGAGGCCGCAGCAGCCGCCAGGCAGCAAGCAGCCGAUCAGCAGCUUGCUGGCGCCACCGCAGCGCUGCAGCAGCUGGAGGCCUCGGCUCCUGCAGCCGCGGCUGCGGUGGCGGCUGCACGGCAACACCUGCAGGCUGUGCAGCAGCAGGGCGAACAGACGGCCCGCCUGGAGCAGCAGCAGGCGCUGCUGCGGGGGCAGCAGCAGCAGCUGCGCCAGCGGCAGCUUCUGUUGCAGCAGCAGUCAGAGGAGGCUCGACAGCUGGCUGGCAAGCUGGAGGCGGCAGCCCUCGACUUGGAGCAACUCAGCGGCAGCGGCUCCGAAGGCAGUACCAGCAGCCCCAGCAGCAGCAGCAGCAGCAGCAGCAGCAGCUUUUCCUCUUCGCAACCAGGCAGCAAAGACGAGGCAGCAGACGGCCCAGAAGGUCAGUUAGAGGCGGUGGCCGCAGCGGCCGGCACCUGCCUGUCGGCGGCAGGCGACCUGCACCAGCGCUGGCUGUGGCACCGCCAGCAGCCCAACCUGCCUGCCAGGGACGCUGCCCUGGUGGAGCAGCAGCUGGCGGCGGCGGCGGCACAGGUGGCGGCGGUGGAGGCGCAGCAGGCGGAGCUGGAGGCGGAGCUGGCGCUGUGGAAGCAGGUGGACGACGCUUUCCUCCCUCGCGGCAUCCCCAACUUUGUGGUGGAGGGCGUGCUGGGCGACCUGCAGGCAGCCACCAGUAGGAACCUCAGCGCGCUGACGAGCGGCAUGAGCCUGGCGCUCAGCCCCUGCAAGCCCGCGCCCGCCAGCAAGCGCAGGAAGGGCGGGGAGGAGGGCGAGGCCGCGGUCGGCACCAUCGAGCAGAUCGAAAAGAUCGUGCACGUGCGGCAGCCCGGCAGCCUGGAGCUGCGCCCGCGCAGUGUGCGCCAGCUGUCGGGCGGCGAGCGGCGGCGCGUGGCGCUGGCCCUGGCCCUGGGCUUCUCCGAGCUGGCAGCCCAGCGGGGGCGCCUGCGCAGCAACCUGAUUGUGCUGGACGAAGUGAUGCAGCACCUGGACGGGGAGGGCUGCCUGCGCGUGGCGCAGCUGCUCAAGCAGCUGCCGUAUGCCAGCGUGCUGGUGGUGGCCCAGGCCCACAGCCUGCUCACCCAGGCCUUUGACUCGGUGGACGUGGUGGUCAAGGUGGGGGGGCACUCCCGCGUGGAGCAGGGCAGCGCUGCCGUCGUGAGCUGA